AUGGUGCACCACCGCCUCCUUCUCAUAACUUACCCCAUCCAAGGCCACAUAAACCCCGCCAUCCAGUUCGCCAAGCGCUUCGCUGCCAGUGGCGUCCACGUCACUUUCGCCACCAGCGUCUACCUCCACCGUCGCAUGCUCAACAAACCUACGGUCCACGGCCUCUCCUUCGCCACCUUCUCCGACGGCCACGACGAUGGUUACAAAGCCACUGACGACUCCCAAGUCGUCUCCUACAUCUCCGAGCUCAAGCGCCGCGGCUCUGAGUCUCUCGGAAACAUCAUAACCUCCGCUAAACAGGAAGGCAAACCUUUCACCUGCCUCGUCUACACCCUCAUGCUUCCCUGGGCCGGAAAGGUGGCGCGUGAGUUUCACAUCCCGGGGGUGCUCCUGUGGAUUCAACCAGCCACGGUUUUCGAUAUCUACUAUCAUUACUUUCACGAAUACAGGGACUACGUUAACAUGGCUUACAAAUCAGAUGAUCCCACCUUUGAGUUUCCGGGUUUGCCCUUUUCUCUCGCAACACGUGACAUUCCCUCCUUCAUCUUACCCUCCAACAUUUACACUUUCGCUCUUCCUUCACUCGAAGAACAGUUUCAACAUCUGGACGAAGAACCCAACCCAAUAGUUCUUGUCAAUACCUUUCAGGACUUGGAACCCGAGGCCUUGAAAGCCAUUGAUAAGCUAACCAUGAUUCCAAUUGGGCCGUUGAUUCCCUCGGCCUUGUUGGACGGUAAAGACCCGGCUGAUACUUCCUUUGGCGGCGAUAUCUUCCACGGGUCAAACGAUUACGUUGAAUGGCUGGACUCAAAGCCUGCGUUGUCUGUGGUUUAUGUUUCGUUUGGUACCCUGGCUGUGUUGUCUCAGAGACAGAUGGAGGAGUUAGCACGUGCGUUGCUUGAUUCUGGGUAUCCUUUCUUGUGGGUCAUUAGAGAAAGUAAUGAAAAGUUGCAAGAACUGAGCUGCAGAAAGGAGCUGGAGAAGAGGGGGAAGAUUGUGAAUUGGUGUUCUCAGGUGGAGGUUCUGUGGCAUGGUUCGUUGGGUUGUUUCGUGACACACUGCGGAUGGAAUUCGACGAUGGAAAGUUUGGUUACGGGGGUUCCUAUGGUGGCUUUUCCGCAGUGGACAGACCAAGGGACUAAUGCAAAGAUGGUGGAGGAUGUGUGGAAGACGGGGAUGAGAGUGGAUGGUAAGGUGAACGAGGAGGGGAUUGUGGAGGCUGAGGAGAUUAGGAAGUGUUUGGAAGUGGUGAUGGGGAGGGGAGGAAAAGGAGAGGAACUGAGAAGGAACGCCGAGAAGUGGAAAUGUUUGGCCAGGGAAGCCGUCAAGGAAGGAGGCUCUUCGGAUAGGAAUAUGAGGAGUUUUCUCGAUGAUGUUGCAAAAUUUGGACAGGAUUGUUUGAUGUGA
Sphenostylis stenocarpa is the source of this 1407-nucleotide messenger RNA. The record is from the annotation of a GenBank genome assembly. Lineage: Eukaryota; Viridiplantae; Streptophyta; Magnoliopsida; Fabales; Fabaceae.